Molecule: messenger RNA, 4808 nt
Organism: Durusdinium trenchii
Lineage: Eukaryota; Dinophyceae; Suessiales; Symbiodiniaceae
Source: the annotation of a GenBank genome assembly
CAGGAGUUGGGAGGGGAAUUGCUCCUUCUAACGCUUCUAAGAGUCUAAGAACCUUGGAACGUCCGGAGUUUCACUCUUGGAAUGAACGGUCCUCACCGUUGCUUCACGGCUCAGCAUCGCUCGCCGCUCGGGGGAGGCCCCUGCACGCCGAACGGCGCGACCGCGACCGCCCCAAAGGACGACGCGUGGGCUCCGCUGGGCGCAUGGGCGUGCGAUGCACGGUGAUGAUGAUCUCACACCCUCUGGGCGGGCUCCGUGUCGAGGAGAAAGCUCCCCAUUCCGAGACGCUCUCAGUGAGCUACUCUCAGGCAAGAGCAGGUCAGACCAGAAACAGAUGGGAACUCGGUGCAGGGCGCGUGACUGGGGUCUUGAGAUGCACUGGGAUUUGUCAGAGGGACUUCGACCCAGAGAGAUGAGGGGCACAGAUCUGCAGAACCAUGGUGACAGAUCUGCAGAGGGCCACUGGGUCGCAGGCGAUCUUCAAGACUGGGAUGAGGGUGUGGAGACUGGGUCUGCGGAAGCUGCAUCAAGCUCCGGACCAAUCCUUCUGGAAGGCAAGCUAUCAGAUGCAGGCGAAGAUGCUCUCCCGAUGCAAUUCUUGAUGGUGAGCGGUGCCGGAUGUGAGCCAGUCAACGGUCAAUAUUCCCAUGUGGACCAAUUCGAAGGCAAGCCCCUUAUGCUUUCGCCUGUGGAUGGCGAGGCGACGACAGCUUCUCCAAACUACGGUUCACCACCCACUCUCUCCAAGGAACCCUGCACCGAUGUUCAAGAAAGUGAAACAGGAGAUGCGCGUGAUGAUCUUACUGGAUCUCCAGCUGCAUCAAGCCCUGGACACUCAGCUCUGUUAAAGUUGAGGUGAACUAAGCCCAAAAUUGAACCCAAUUUGUGCUUGUCUGUGGGGAUCCUUCAUGCAUCACUGCGAGGGAGUACACAGCCAGUUUCAUUUUAAGACCAGAUGCUGAAGGAGAGCUUUUGAUGGGUAGAGACAGCCCUGGUCACAUUCUCAAUGCAGACUUUCGACGCCCUUUUGUGCGCGUAUGUUCCUAGGGAUUGACCACAGAAUGUGGGAGUUCUUGAAUGAAUCUUAUGUAACCAGGAGUCACACAGGGGUGGUUUUUAGUCCCCAAGUGAGUGGAUGUUCUGGGCACCCCUAUCCUCCAAUAGGCACCCCUUUGUGACUGCUGGAAAGCAUUUCUUUACACACACUGCUUGUUUCCGAGGAAAGGUACCAGAUGAGAGUGUGACAGAGCCUGAGCAGGGUGUCGUGGUCGAAGGCGCUUGCAUCCGGCAGGACGAUUUCGCAUCUGAUUAUGCUUCGUCCUGGGCAUCACUCUCAUCCAUGUCAGAUGCAGCGGACAGUGGUGGCGAGGUUCUACCAGGCGACUUGAUGGUGAGAGGUGCAGGUUAUGGGCCAGUCAAUGGCCGAUAUUCUCAUGCUGGGGCUUUCGAGGGAAAGCGCAAGUACAAGCAGAUCGAUGGCAAGGCGAUCAUCUUGUUCAAGUUGGGGAGUUGGAGAUUAAAUGAUGGUGAUAAUACUGGUGGGUGGUGCUAUCAAGCGGAGAUUGAUUCACCAACGCCUUUGAGUAAGUGGGUGACAGCUUCUCCAAACUACGGUUCACCACCCACUCUCUCCAAGGAACCCUGCACCGAUGUUCAAGAAAGUGAAACAGGAGAUGCGCAUGAUGACCUUACUGGAUCUCCAGCUGCAUCAAGCCCUGGAGAGGUACCAGAUGAAACUGUGGAGCUGCCGGAGUGCAUUGUGGUCGAAGGUCUCGACGCGGAACGCUUCGUUCCGCGUCGCGCGCGGCACGGUGCCGCCCUGCCGCCGUUCCUGGUGGCGCGCGGCGCCGAGCGCGGGAAGAUCAACGGCCGAUAUGCGGCCGAGAGCGGGUACAAGCAGGUGGAGGGUGAGGCCAUCAUUUUCUUCAAAUGGGGCAAGUGGAGAUGGAAUGCUCUAGACCGCAGGGAUGGAUGGUUCUAUGAAGCCCCUCCGUGCGAAGGGAGCGACGGCAACCUGCCGCCCUUUGAACACUGGGUAACUCGUCCAUCGCUCGUGGGCGUAGCGCCAAGCCUUUCGUUGGGGAACUACCGAGAUAUCAAGGAAGGCGAUGUGGUGACCCUUGCAGAGUGCCCUGAUUUCGAUUGGACUGGAUGUCCUGAGGGCCCUGCCAAGAGGCUGUCCUUUUCAGGUACCUCGUGGACGGUGACGGUGCAUGAGCUUCGGGGAGAGUGGUUUUAUCCCCGGGAAUUUCCGGAGAAGAUCGCGCCACUGGCAGGCUUGGGUGCUGUGAGCUUGAUGGGCAAGGAGCACUGUGUCUCGGGCGGCGUGCUGCAAGAGGUCUAUGUGGCUUGUGAUCGAUCGGGUCUCAGCGGCUUCUAUGGUCAUCAUGGCAUGCACAAUGGAAAAGCCAUGUACCAGAAGUUGGAUCAGACUGCCAUGAUCUACUUCAGUGAAGAGUGGAAGAUUGGUGCCACCAUGGACCAGUGGACCUUCCGACAUCCCGGCCUUCCGGUCUCACAGCUCCCUUUGGGUCGAUGGGCUUCGAGCUCCACGUCCGCCACCGACCCUCCCAGCCUCGCGGCGGUGCCGCAACUGCUGCGCGUGGCCGGCACGGCGGAGCAGCUCCAGGGUCACUAUGCGCGUGCGGAGCAUCUGAAGGGGAGGCCGAUCUUCCGUCAGAUCGGCGGGCGCGGAGUGGUCGUGAGCGUAGGGCGGGGCUGGAAGAUCAAGCACGAAGAACGGGCGUCGGGCUGCUACUAUGAACACGGAGACCUCUCGGGCAGAUCGCCUCCCGCAGGUCAAUGGAGCUCCCUCAUAGGGGGAAAAGCAGCAGAGGUAGAACAUGUCGCUUUGAUUCCAGCAACUGACACUGCUCCGAGAUUUAUUUGGGUUCGGGGUGCCAGCGAUGAAGCAAAGGUGGUGAAUGGCUGCUACGUGUGCAUGGGGUCAAGCAAUGGCAAGCCCAAAUACAUGCAAAUAGGCGCUUCGGGGAUCAUCUAUUUUGCCGGGAAUUGGAAGAUUCACAGCGAGAAUUCGGAGGAUUCUUGGUUCUACAAGCAUCCGGAUCCAAUUCUCCCAAUUCCGCCCACCUUCGGGUGGACGACGGAAGGCUACACCCUGGGCCAGCCCGAAGUGCCAUUCCUUCAGCCACAGCCGAGGUAUUUGGAGCAAGAACCCGAGCCAGGGCAGCCACUUCCCUUCUUUGAGGUUCGAGGUGCCGGGUUGCCCUCUGUGAAUGGCCGCUUCUCCAAAAGCACGAGACCGGCGGUCUCCGACCGGCCGGUCUACCAAUGUGCUGGCUCGACCUCGAGCGCAGUGAUGUAUUUCAAGAAGGGCAAGUGGAAUUUGCACCGCAACAAUCGAUUCGAUGGUUGUCAAUUUGACUAUGAAGGUCCUUCCAGUGGCCCUGAGCACGGCUCGCCCCUGCCACCGACUCAAUGGUUCCCCAGGGAUGGACCUGGACCGGCGCCCUCUCUUUGGUUGGGGACCCGGCGCGACCUUCGAGAAGGUGAUGUGGUGGACUUUCGAGAGGUCUCCAGCAAAGUGAACUGGUUUGGAUGUCCGGAAGAGAACGGCCUCAUGAGGCUGCACUUUCAUGUGGGCACGAAAGCCACCAUCCGACGCGUCGCAGGCGACUGGUUCUAUGCCGAGAAUCCAUCCAAAGUGGCGCCCUUGGCAGCUGUAAGGCAUUUGUAUUUGAAGGAUACACCUCAUUGCUUUCAUGAGCCGCCGCAGAUAGCGGAUGCAAGCUCUCGAGAUGCCACGGUGGAGGCAGAGCAGGUUGAAGGUGGCUAUGAUGAGGAAUGGAGGGCAGAGCAAGAUGUGGAAAGAUUCCGAUGUCCCAUUUGCAUGCUGGUGGCCCGCGAUGCUAUGGCACAUGGUUGUGGCUCCGUGCUGUUUUGUGAGCUUUGCUGGCUGAAAUGCAUCGCUGAGGAUAGCAAAUGCCCUGUUUGCCGCGAGCACGGCUCCAGCAUCGCGCCAGCACAUGUUGAACGGAGAUCCAUCAAGAACCUCCUGGUGAAAUGCUCCAACAAGUGUGGUGCGAGCUUCCAUUUGGUGGAGAAGGCGGAGCAUCGGAAGGAGUGUCCCAAGCGCCAAGUGACCUGUGCUGCCUGCCAGACCUUCUAUGAUGCGGAUCGCGAAGAAGAACACCAAGAGGAAUGCGAAGCUAAGUGGAAGAAGUGUCAACUAUGUGGAGAUCAGGUGGCGUUGGAGGAGCUGGAGGCCCACUAUGCUAGCCAUCACUUCGCUGAGCUGGUGCAACUGGUCGAGCUCAGGGAAGAAGUGGCACAGCUACGAGAGGAAGUGAGGCACUUGAGAGGGGAUGCCAGAAUGAGGGGAGGAGACAGGCCCCGAGCGAGCGCUCCAAACCAUGGUUACGACGAUUGUUUCGAGAUCGACUCCGACCGUGGAGGGGCCUUGUUCCGACUUCCGGAAUUUUCUGCCUCCGACCCCGAAAGGGCGAGCUCAGUUCCGGAAUUUUCGGCAACUGACUCGGAUUUUUAGCGUCCAAGUCCUCAAGCGAUGGGGCGUCGAGUGUGCUUUGGAGUAUGCGGUUUUUCGUACGUCGUGUAAACUGCAGCUCCAGCACAUUCGACUGGUUGCUUUUUACAGCAGCAACUCUUAUCUAUUUGCAUUCGGAGCUGGAGGAUUUCCUCGUCCAAGACGAGACUUGAAUCACUUGAAUCAAGCCCGAUCAAAAGCACAAGCCCUCGGAUGCACAAAAAAGCACACGCAUCGGACUAUCAGACCUGUUGGAUCUUCGCUCGACCGUGUUGGAUGCCAUGGCGAUGUCCUUUGCUUUUCC